Molecule: messenger RNA, 1640 nt
Organism: Lipotes vexillifer (Yangtze River dolphin)
Lineage: Eukaryota; Metazoa; Chordata; Mammalia; Artiodactyla; Lipotidae
Gene: RNF44
Product: ring finger protein 44
Exons: 11
Coding region: 524-1579 (351 amino acids)
Biological process (GO): protein ubiquitination
Molecular function (GO): ubiquitin protein ligase activity
Source: RefSeq, a predicted model, not a curated record
CGUUAGCUUAUUUGCAUGGGUUGCCCAUUACUGGUUCGUUGGGCAAUCCAGCCCCUCCCAACUUUUUAAAGCCACCGCGCAGUAUAAACAAGGAGAUGCGAGGCAGCCAGGCCAUGAUGUCAUCGCGGCGCAGUAGCUUUCGGGGCUGACGUCAUCUCCGGGGAGGUUGCCGGCCCAGGGCUGUUAGAGCCUUCCUAACCACUCGGACUGGCUUAAGAGCCGCUCCUGCCCCGUCGAAGGUCAGGUCCAUUGCACUUGUGUCCCAGGCGCCGUCCCGAGGAGGGGUCCAUGACACAGGUUGUGAGCCCUGGCCCAGCCCCUCCACCCCUCUGCCUCCCCUGAUGCAGCCAUGGGCUCUGGCAGUGACUAGGUGGCCGCCCUCUGCCCCUGUGGGUCAGCGGCGAUUCUCUGCAGGACCCAGCAGCAGCCCAGGCCAGCUCUGGGGAAGCAGCCGCCGACCCGACCAGCAUACCUCCCCGUAGAGGAGCGCCGAGGCUCGGCUCCUGCCGGCGGGAGCCCCCGAAUGCUGCACCCAGCCUCCCAGCAGAGCCCGUUCAUGGUUGAUCUCCACGAGCAGGUGCACCAGGGACCUGUCCCUCUGUCCUACACAGUCACCACAGUGACGACCCAAGGCUUCCCCUUGCCUACAGGCCAACACAUCCCUGGCUGCAGCACCCAGCAGCUCCCAGCAUGCUCCGUGAUGUUCAGCGGGCAGCACUAUCCCCUCUGCUGCCUCCCGCCCCCGCUGAUCCAGGCAUGUACCAUGCAGCAGCUCCCUGUGCCCUAUCAGGCCUACCCCCACCUUAUCUCCAGUGACCACUAUAUCCUGCACCCUCCACCGCCAGCCCCACACCCCCAGCCCGCUCAUAUGGCACCUCUUGGGCAGUUUGUGUCGCUGCAGACCCAGCACCCACGUAUGCCCCUGCAGCGCCUCGACAGUGAUGUGGACCUGCGGGGGGAUCAGCACCCCCUGGGGAGCUUCACCUACUCCACCUCUGCCCCGGGCCCAACUCUGUCCCCAUCCGUGCCCCUGCACUACCUGCCCCACGAUACCCUGCACCAGGAGCUGUCCUUUGGUGUGCCAUAUUCCCACAUGAUGCCCCGGAGACUGAGCACCCAGAGAUACCGCCUGCAACAGCCGCUCCCGCCACCACCCCCGCCGCCUCCGCCACCACCGUAUUACCCCAGCUUCCUGCCCUACUUCCUCUCGAUGCUGCCAAUGUCACCAACAGCAAUGGGGCCCACCAUCAGCCUGGAUCUUGAUGUGGAUGACGUGGAGAUGGAGAACUAUGAGGCCCUCCUGAACCUGGCAGAGCGGCUGGGAGACGCCAAGCCUCGCGGCCUCACCAAAGCAGACAUCGAACAGCUUCCAUCGUACCGCUUUCAUCCCGACAGCCACCAGUCAGAGCAGACGCUGUGUGUUGUCUGCUUCAGCGACUUCGAGGCACGACAGCUGCUCCGGGUCCUCCCCUGCAACCACGAGUUUCACACCAAGUGUGUCGACAAGUGGUUGAAGGCCAACCGGACGUGUCCCAUUUGUCGGGCUGACGCUUCCGAGGUGCCCAGGGAGGCUGAGUGAGGUCCACAGCCAUCCAGGAGAACCCUGCCCAAAGCUCUGGAAACUCCGGGGGCCCCGGAAG